This is a messenger RNA of Colletotrichum destructivum, 2159 nucleotides long. Its product is annotated as Putative SH3 domain, peroxin 13, SH3-like domain superfamily. Lineage: Eukaryota; Fungi; Ascomycota; Sordariomycetes; Glomerellales; Glomerellaceae. Gene Ontology annotation, biological process: protein import into peroxisome matrix, docking. Gene Ontology annotation, molecular function: protein binding. The record is from RefSeq and is a predicted model, not a curated record. The transcript is spliced from 3 exons. The coding region runs from base 567 to 1835 and encodes 422 amino acids. Gene Ontology annotation, cellular component: peroxisome; peroxisomal membrane; peroxisomal importomer complex.
CAGGUGGGCUAAUUAUGCCGCCCGCCGGGAUGGAAGAACCGAGGCAAGGCCUGACCCCAUGUUUUUUCUGGCACUGCGCCGCCCUCCAACCCCCAUCCAGUCUCUUCUAGCUUCUGAGUUCUGCCGCCACGCAAACGCCAAGCACGAGCCCAGGGUCACUUGUCUGUCCUGCACAGUCCUCCAACUCCCCCAUUACUCGAGUGCGCGCGCACUAAGCAUGAGCCACGAGCCCAACCUGCCUCCGCCAUCCCGGGACUCGGCUCUUCCCCCGACUUGACUUUUCCCCCUCUCCCUCCCCAACGCAUCAUCGAACGUCGUUGUAUGGUUAUCCGACAUCACUCCGACAUCACGACUGAUCGAGGUUGAUUAUCCAUUCUCGCACUCGAGGACCCGGCUCGGUUCAAGCCAAUCCACGUCGCUUUUCCGGAGCCUGGCGUGCAGACCGACAUACUAUAUACGCGCUCGAAGGAAAUCGCCACCCACCCUUACCGAUAGGCGGGAUUGCGAGAUAACGCCGAACCAACACAGCAUCCAAGGAAAACUUAUUCCUCGCGGGAAAAGUAAAUAUGGCUUCCCCUCCAAAGCCCUGGGAACGGGCUGGUGCUACAACAACAGCUGCCUCAACAACGGCCCCGACCGCCGCCUCUCUUCCCUCCUCCGGCAGUACCCCGCCUGCCGUCCCCGAACGACCGGCCUCCCUCGCCUCCGCCGUCAACCAAAACGCUGCUGCCUACAGCAGAGGUGUCGGCGCGACGAACAGCCCUUACGGGACCUACGGCGGCGCCUACUCGUCUCCCUACAGCAGCCCGUACUCCAGGAUGGGUUCUUACGGUGGCUAUGGCGGCGGCAUGUAUGGCGGCUACGGUGGUAUGGGUGGUGGCAUGUACGGUGGAGGCAUGUAUGGCGGCAUGGGCAUGGGAGGCAUGGGAAUGGGCGGCGGCAUGCCUGGGAACCCCAACGAUCCGAACAGUUUGACGAAUCGAUUCAACAACAGCACCCAGGCAACCUUCCAGAUGCUGGAAGGCAUCGUCGGCGCCUUCGGAGGCUUUGCUCAGAUGCUGGAGAGUACAUACAUGGCCACACACUCGAGCUUCUUUGCUAUGGUCUCGGUAGCAGAGCAGUUCAGCAACCUUAGAGAUACUCUGGGUUCGAUCCUCGGCAUCUUCACGCUGAUGCGUUGGAUUCGCACACUCAUCGCCAAAAUCACUGGUCGACCACCCCCGGCCGACGCGACAGCUCUUACGCCAGCAGCUUUCGCCAAGUUCGAAGGUCGUCAGCCCAUUGGGCCCGACGGCGCUCCUCUGGGACCCCCCAAGGCUUCCCGUAAGCCGCUCUUCUUCUUCCUCCUUGCCGCGUUCGGUCUCCCGUACCUCAUGCGCAAGAUGAUCAACACCAUGGCCGCCUCCGCAGAGGAAGAGGAGCGGCGUCGCAUGGCACUGGCCGGUGAGCAGCAGGCCUUGGACCCGUCCAAGCUCGAUUACUGCCGCCUGCUCUACGACUACACUCCCCAGCCCGGCAACGCCGUAAAGGAUGUCGACAUGGACGUGCGCAAGGGUGACCUCGUCGCCGUCCUCUCCAAGAGCGAUCCUAUGGGUAACCCCAGCGAGUGGUGGAGAUGCCGGGCCCGCGACGGCCGCCAGGGCUACCUGCCAUCGACUUACCUCGAGGUCAUCAAGCGACCUGGUCAGCCUCUAGCCGCUAUCAAGGCUGCCUCCAGCGACAGUAGCCGGACCAACUCGCUGACCGGCGCCGCUCCUGAGAAGGCACCCGAAGUAACGUCCAAGAUUGGCGAUGUAUCGCCGGAAAGCUUUCAGAAGAGUGUGUUCUACAACUAAACAAGACAUAACUUACUGUCAGCGGGGGCGACCUUUCUGGCAGGAUGAUAAGACGGGGCUAUGGGUUUUCUUUGUAAGAUGUGUACGAUUUGCUUUUUCUUUUCUAUUGGGUGGCCCUUCUCUGGACCAAAAAGCUGGGCGUUCAGGUUCAUGAAUGAGUCUAGUGGCACGAGCUGUUUGGUAUCGAGCGCUUGUAUACUUUGGUCUCAGUUUGCCAUGAAUACCCAAAGUGAAGCGACGAGGUCAGGUUGCAUGUGACAAGCCACGAGAGUUAGUGUACUUACCUACAUUGACAAUGCUUAGUUUUUUUAUUCUUCUUUUUCG